CGGAGUCGAACACACGCACCGCCAGGCGCAGGCGGGGAUUCCGAGCACUUCAGCGCACACUUAAACAGAGUGAGGAGUGCUCUCUGGACUCUGCUCUCUCACACACACACCGCUGGAGCACACGACGACUUCUUACGGACACGGUACCAGAACCCUUGGUGUCAGAAGACGAAGCGCGGUUUUUCCACACGCAGGUUCUUGUGGGGCCCGGUGUGAGAGCACAAGAGCAGAACGACAACACGCAGCCUCUGGGACCUCGUGACAGACAUUCAAAGUAUUCAGCGGCAUGGAACGCUUCACCAGGGGAGUGAAGAGGGUUUGCUGACUCCUCCCCGGCUGUGAGUUUACACUCAAAAACUUGGCUUGUCACAGGAACACAGAAAGGAAUUCCGUCCAGAUCCCUGUGUGAUGGAAUUUGUACCUUCAGUUUGUAAAACUUAAAAAGGAGGAAGUAUCAGGUACCUCUUUAGGAAUUAGGGCUAUCUAUGGCACAACGAUCAAGAAGACAUUUUCAGUAGUUGUCAACAACCACACAAGGGGUGCCUACUAUUGAACAUGACUCAUGGGGAGGAACCUGGCCCUGAGACACACCAGGAUUCUGCUGUUUUAACGUAUCUGGAAGGUUUACUAAUGCAUCCGGUUGCAUCUGGGCCUGGUGCCACGGCAACAAGGAGACUGGAGGCUGGCAGCAACAAUGGCGAGGCAGGAAACCAAGAGACCAGAGGCAUUCAGCUACCGAAUCACGGCUCUAGCCCACCAGAAAAAGGAAGCCCUCCAGGAGCGUCCUCCCAGCACCUUAAAAAGGCCAGACUGUUGCGUUCAGGAACCUGGAGUGAGCGAGACAACCAGAAAAAAGACCCUGUUGCAGUGCAGGUAAAUGGACAGGACAAAGGGCACCAUAAAAUAAGUCUGGAUAAUUCGGCACAGGGAGAGAGCACACUGCUGGCCUCUCUGCUCCAGUCCUUCAGCUCACGACUGCAGACAGUAGCCAUGUCACAGAGCCACAAGCAGCUAGAUGGAGAGAGCAGCGACAGAUCCCCUACUGAUAAGGACACUUUGCAGGGGUACUGUACAGCCUCUAGCCGCCUCAAAGGCCUGAUGAGGAAAAACAAGCAACAGAGCCACAACAUUGUGCCUUACAGUCGGCGCAACAGCCAAGACCGACGUUCAGAGUCUCCUCGUUCGUCACAGAGCUCGGUGCCUGAUGGAGUAUCCUGUGCGGAGAGGUUAAAGGCUGUGGCCAGUCUAGUAAAGAGCAGGUCCAGUCCUGCUCCUUCUCCUAAACCCAGUGUGGCCUGCAGUCAGUUAGCAUUGCUGCUCUCGAGUGAAGCCCAUCUGCAGCAAUAUUCCCAAGAACAGGCCUUAAAAGCACAAUUAUGUGGCCGAUCAGCCAGUGAGAGACUGGCAGCCAUGGCUACACAGCAAACGAUAGACAAUAGACCACCCAGCAUGGGAGAGUCUGUAUUUGCUGCAGACAUGUUAAGCCCUUUUAAUACCCUAAACGGAACACUCCCCUCACCGACAUUAAAUUCCAGCCAGAGAAGCCCUUCCUUGAGCCUUGGCCAAAAUGCACCCACCAGUUCCCCUCGUCCCUCCUCUCACACCCCUAAAGAAAAGCGUCCGUUUGACAGGCACAGCAGCCGGCCCCCGCAGAACUGCAGCAGCUUGCUUCUGCUCCUCCUCAACAACCACAACUCUCAAAAGCAUCUUACUAAGAACGGCCACCUGGAAGAUGACUUCACCGCUCCUCUUAGCCAAGCCUCCUCUCAUCAGUCUGACAGCGAGUACUCCAACCCAGAAAACAGCUUGACCAAAGACAGUAGUGACGCAGAGAGCUGCUACUCCAGCUGCUCCCCUAUUGACCUCUCUAUGAGGAGCAGAGUUUCCAGCCAAAAGUCAGAGCCCCCCUCCUCGGCGGCGUCUUUAGACAAGCUCACAGAGACGCUUCUAAGCAAAUGGAAGUCAGAGACUCCUGGAGCAAAGGUCCCUGAAGCUGGGGAGUUGGAAAUGAGCCCAGACAUGACAUCUCAUCAUAAGGUUACUCUCAUGCAGUUGCUGUUGGAUCGCAGAAAUAAUGAGAUGGUAAACAAAAUUGCACCUCAUUCUGAUUUGCAGGACGAUGCCACACUUCGAAACAUGACUGGAAGCCCACUUAAACGGCUUGGAACACUGGAGGAGAGCAGAACACAGAUCCCUUUUGACCAGCUGAUGGGAGGAUGUGGGCAGACCUCUGCCCUCAGCGGAGAUACGAGCAAGACUCCUUCUCCUUACUCUUAUUCUUCACCCCUUGUUCAGUCCAGUCCUCUGGACUUGUGCAAAUCUAAGCAGCACACCAGUGAAAAGGUGGUGGAACCUGCUUUCACGGCCAGUAAGCUAUUACAAAAUCUGGCUCAGUGUGGUUUGCAGAAUGUGUCCCCCUCACCCCCUCUGCAAGCCUGUAGGCCACCAAGCAAAAGGCAAAGCCCGGAGCCUGAGCUAGACAGAUCUCCGACUAUUCUGGACAGGGUUACUGCUCCAAUAAAAAGGACCCAAACCCCUUUAUUUGAACCACCCCUGGCCACUUUCUCACCCUUUUCCGGACAAGAGCGCUCACCUCCGGCAUCGACACAAAUUGAAAACCUCUUGGAGAGACGGACUGUACUGCAGCUGUUGCUUGGCACUGCUUCCCACAAGGAGAAAUCCACUGGGAAGAGAAAUGCAGAGGUGGCUAUGGGAGUCCACGAAAAGCCUCCAGGGGCUUCUUUUCAAUGUGACAGCUCAAACGGACCUUCAUUUAACGUCAUUGUCAAAACAGAGCCAAAAGACGAGAGUCUUCUUUCAGACAGCUCUGACGAUGCCGGACGUCAUUGGAAAUUGGGGCGUGAAAGUCACAGCCCUGUCGUCGAAGCACAGAGCAAUGUUAAAGAGGAAGCUAAAUAUGGACUUCUCAGUCAGCUCUUGAAACAGAAAACAACUACCUAUCAUUCAAGUCCACGCACAGAGCAGAUUGUGAGCACAUUGAAAGAGGAGCAACAGGAUUAUCAGGUGCCUCUUCCUAAAAAGAGGAAACUUUGCUUGGAGUUGGCUGAACACCUCAGUAAAGAACUUUGCCAGAGACCAUUGGAUACUGUGAGUGAGCGUCUGGUGUCUGGAACACCUGAGGCCCACAAUAGCAGAAGGCUGCCAAGCCCGAAAGAAGAGGACUUGUUUGUCAAGAGUCCUGUGAGUAAAGCUCCCAUGAGAGACAGCCAAAGCUUCAACGUUUUGAAGCAGCUCCUUUUGUCAGACAACUGUCUGAAGGAGAUGUCUCAGCCCCAGGGGAUCCCUAGUCCUUUUCUCCCUCAGGCAAACUGCAAAGCCAACGGGAACUUCACUCAAUCCAGUUACAAUCAUGAACUUGUGAACUUUCCAUGGUUUCCCCAGACUCUUAACUCAGGGCCUGGCCAUUUUAACCCACUUUUCUCCUCACCAAGAAACAGCAUCCAGGGAUCCUCUUGGGAUAAGGGCUGCUCCUCCCCCAGACCUAGUCCCAAGUCUGUGAAGAAAGAAACUGAAAGCUCACCAAGGUGGACACUUGCUGCUGGGGAGGAUAAAUGUGAAUCCAGCCCUGAUUCUCCACCUCUAAUGAAGUCUAAUCCAAUACUGUACUAUAUGCUCCAGAGGAGGAACAGCCAGCUCAGAAAAGAGGUGGAAGAUCACGCGCAGAGGACGCACUGUGGGGUUACAGUCAAAGUAGAGCCAUGUGCUGAUGAUCGGUACUACGACACCAGACUAAGAACGAUUUCUCCAGUUCAGAUACAGCGACAAGGCAACGGAGGUGAACACCUGAGCGGGCUGUUAGAAAAACCGUAGAUCCGAACUGCCAAAGAAUGAGAGUGACUGACUCGUUUCGAGAAAUGAGUGAGAGGGUUUUUUUUCUUUGUGUUUUGUAACAAAGAGCAAACUAUGUAUCGCUGACCACUUUUUGUUUCACUUUGCCAUAAUAACGGCGAUAUUACACAUUACAGACCGAGUGUGUUACGUUUACGCAAUUUGACGUAUCUCAUUUCUUUUCAAUGCAUACGUCAUUUUUCAGAAGUUUGUACAGGUCCGAUUCCAGUCUGAUUAUCAUUUUUUCCUUUUUACAUUUAUUAAAAAAGAACAUCCUAGUUCAAAAUACACACACAAUAUUUGAUGACUCCAAAAAUGUUACUGCUACAUAAGAUUUUAUAUUUAUUUCCGCAGAUGUUCCUAUUUUCUGAAGCACAAUGUUAUAUUAGAGGCAUGUGUGCCAUCCGAGCAUCAGGUCUUAAACAAUAAAGGAUAAACAACAAAAACAAAUUGAACUUUAUGAACGAUCAGGUACAUCUCUUGUUGUUCUACCUGAAUGAUUGAUUUGUGCCAUGAACUCUAUCGCAGUAGGAAUGACGGUGACACUCUCUCACAAACGCUCGUUGAAUUGAUUUACAAUGCUUUAAUUUUUACAUGAGGAAUGAAUCUAUAGCUGUUCUUGGGUGUUUAGCAUGAAUAAAGAAAACUUGUAUUUUUUAUCUGUCAAAAUAUCUUUUUACGGUUUUGUAUCGUUCAUUAUUUUGUACUUUAUAUACACGUAUAUAUGUAGCAGUUCAUAGACUUGCAGUGUCAAACAUGAAAUUUUCCCCUCCCCCAAAGAUGACUAUGAACUGAGAGAUUUCUGUUUCACAUUUUAUAUAUGUAUAUGAAAACGUAAAUAAAUCAUAGAAGGAUAGCAUGUGAAGCUGAGAGUCUACUGUGAAAAAAAAAAAAGUUUGAUCCAUCCCAUCGUCCAGUUAAAUAUGAACUAAAAAAAUAUCGUCAUACAACCUAUUUUAUUCCUUCCUUUGUAUGUAGAUGCAUUUGGAUUUGAUAAAUUUGUGUAAAUACUGCUUUCAUGAUGAAAUAUUACUAUUUUGUAUUGUUGGAAAAAAGCCCUAGUUUUUAAUCGUCUUGGAUUGUAAAUAUAAUAUCUGUCUAAUAAUGUACAUACGAUUACAGAAAAUGAGUUUUGUUGUUUUUUUUUUCUUUUUUUGCAUGUCUCUAUGUUGUGAGCUAACGAUAAUCUUUCGAUCUUUGUUCUGCAAGCCGUCGUGUUCUGUCUGAUCUCUACACCGCUGCCUGUUGCAUGCACAUGCAUGGGAAGCACCUGCGUAUCAGUACCUAGAAUGGGAAAUGUCAAGUCUUAAAUAAUUUUUUUUUUUUUUAAAUCACAAAUAGAUGGUUAUUUAAAGCAUCGAAUUUGACGAGACAAGCAUCCAGUGGUUUGUAUUUUUUUCCCCCCUUCGUGUGAAUUCCUGUUCUGUUACUCUUUAAAACAUUUCUCUAAGUUGGAUUGAUGACGUCAUGCCGUGCAUUCAUGAAAUGCAUCUGUAGCAAAAAAAAAAUCCGUUUCGUUUAUGAUACUCUUGUGACAACCAUGAUGUUUUACUUUUUUUUUUUUUUUUUAUUUCUGGUGUUUAUUUGCACUGAUCUA
Neoarius graeffei (lesser salmon catfish) is the source of this 5446-nucleotide messenger RNA. It is a transcript of the gene nrip1b, whose product is annotated as nuclear receptor interacting protein 1b. Gene Ontology annotation, molecular function: signaling receptor binding; transcription coregulator activity. Gene Ontology annotation, biological process: regulation of transcription by RNA polymerase II. Bases 556 to 3831 code for a protein of 1091 amino acids. The transcript has 2 exons. The record is from RefSeq and is a predicted model, not a curated record. Lineage: Eukaryota; Metazoa; Chordata; Actinopteri; Siluriformes; Ariidae. Gene Ontology annotation, cellular component: nucleus.